Molecule: messenger RNA, 3273 nt
Organism: Candoia aspera
Lineage: Eukaryota; Metazoa; Chordata; Lepidosauria; Squamata; Candoiidae
Gene: IL23R
Product: interleukin 23 receptor
Exons: 18
Coding region: 1-3273 (1090 amino acids)
Cellular component (GO): membrane
Molecular function (GO): cytokine receptor activity; protein binding
Source: RefSeq, a predicted model, not a curated record
AUGCAAUUUGGUGCUUCAGUUGCACAGUUGUGGCCACCAUCUUGGCUUUUUCGACCUCACCCUGUGAACACCCCUGGAAGAGAAGAAUCACUCUUUCCAAUUCUGCUGAUCGAGGCAUGGACCACAACUUGCACGUUCCAAGCAGAACUGUUUCAUGAAGGACCAGAAAAAAUCCAAGGAUGUUGGCAGUGGCAGUGGGUAAACAGAGACUGGGAAAGGAAAGUGCUAGGAAGAUUUGAGAACAAGCUGGCAGACAGGCCAUGCAGAGGAGAAGGGGAGAGAGGAGCUCAGGGCAUUGGCCAUAAUACUUCCAAGUUUUCCCACAACAGCCCUGCAGGGAAGGUUGGGCUGAGAGAGCAUGAUUCACCCAAAGACAUCCCACAAGUUUCAGUGGCUGAAGGUGGACAAGCCCAUUGCCAUUACUAUUACUACAACUGCUGUGAUGAGGAUGAGGAUGAUGAUGAUGAUGAUGAUAUGAUUUUGCUGUUGAGGUCCAACACUUUCCAGAUCAUGGCAAUAUCUAAAGUAUUGUUGGUUUUAUACUUGCUCUUCUGCAAGACCCUCCAAAGCCUUCUUUCUCAUCACUGCUUAGCUAGAGGGCAAGGUUCUAUAAAGUGCUUGGGUACCGUAUGGACAGAACCAGCCCCAGUCAUUCAGAUGGGCCAAAAUUUUUCUAUAAAUUGUCACUGCAGGAAAAAAGACUGUCAAAAUGGGAAACUAUCUAUGCGCUUAAAUGACAUUGAUGUUGAGGACACUCUCUUGUCAGUUAUAAACCAAACUACAGUUCAGCUCAACCUUCAUGAUUAUAAUGAGCCCUUUUCCAGAGUUUCAUGCUUCCUUAAACGUUUCAAAGGCCUGCUGAUAUGUGGAACACAAUUUUGCAUGGGAUAUCUGCCUGACAAACCAGCCAAUUUAACGUGUAUUAAACCUGAGCAAUCAGAUAAUAUGGACUGCGCUUGGAACCCAGGAAGGGAAACACAUUUAACCACUAAGUACAUUCUAUAUGUGAAAAGUUUAUUCACAGAAGAGAAUAAAGCAUUUGACUCAAACAAUACCUCAGUUAUCCUUCCUGUGAAUCAACUACAGAAAAACCAAACAUUUUCCAUCUCAGUCCAUGCUGAAAAUUACCUGGGUGGAGUUCGUUCAGAGGAACUUCAUGUUGAUCUCAACACUAUAGUAACACCAGCUGUACCUGUUGUGGUUCAAAAUAAAACAGUGGAGUCUCCAGCAUUCAAGACUAUAGUACAGUGGAAAAGGCAAACAGCAGUCAAUGAGACGUAUUGUGAAGAGCGAUAUAAGGAGACAAUAAGUGAAACUUGGCAUGUGAGAGACUGGGAUGCUAAUUUAAGAGAUGAGCUUUACACGGAGUACAACUUAGAUGCAAAUACAAAGUAUGAGUUUCAAAUUAGAUGCAAAGUAACUCACCCCAGAAGUUUGUGGAGCAGAUGGAGUGAAUCUGCAGUAUAUAUUACUCCAGAGCAAGAACCAGCUGCAGUUCUUGAUGUAUGGAGAAAAUUCGGACCAACUUACCCCAAUGCUACCCAAGAGAUGACUAUCUUAAUCAAGCCGCUGUCUCCAAAGGAAAGCAGAGGAAGAAUUCUGAACUAUAGAGUAUUCUAUGAAAACCAAGGAGGACAGGUGGAUUUAUGUAAAACAACAGAAACAUUUUGCAAAGUGAUGGUGCCCCCAGCAGUGACCACUAUUUAUGUGACAGCACACAAUUCCAAAGGAAGUUCCAAACCUGCAAAUAUUAUAGUGAAACAACCACUUCACAAUUUCCAAGAUUUCCCACCACCUACCAAUAUGAAAAUAAUCACUGAUAAACAGAACGGAAUUUCUAUUACAUGGGAACCUCCUAUAACCACUGGAAAAACACUUCUAUGGUACAUAGUAGAAUGGAUUUCUGCAGACUUCAGUCAUUUUCAUCAUAGCAUUGCAUGGAAAAAAGUCCCUUUCCAAAAUGCAUCAACUUCUAUUGAAGAAAGCAUCAGAAUGGAAAAUAGCUCCACCAUUUCAGUAUAUGCUGUAUAUCAGAAAGGCAUCAGCCAAGCCAGCUCUGUCCAGACGAUGAGGCGACACCCGGUGCAAUGCGGCAGCGGCCCAGGGACCGGCGACAGCACCCCCAACCCCGUGGAAAGAGCCAACGGAUGCCCAGCAGGAGAGGAACCGAGCCUCAACGUUACCUGGGUGACCACCGGUGAGUCGCUAGCGGAAUGGGUCACCCUCGACGCAACGGGGGAAUCCCUGCCCGUGAUGGUCGGAGCGGCGUGGGAGCAAUGGCACGCACCCACAGCGAGCGGCGGAGAUCGCUGGCGGAGCGGGCAAGCUGCGGGAGGCGCCCCGGAGAACGCGUGCUGCGGAGCCACGGAAGCGCACCUGGCAAGGAUCAAGUGGCUACUCGUGGAACUAGCGCUGGAGUGCGGAGGCAGCGACCGGGGCAAUUAUGAUUACGAUACUGGGAUUCUGUUGGGAACUGGUGUUGGCGUGGCCUUCUUAUCAAUUUCUGUUUUGGCUUUGAUUACAAUUAAAUCAUGCAGGAAAAGGGUUAACAAAAUGGUUAGUUCAGUAACACCAAAAUGGCUUUUUGAAGAAUAUCCUAAGAUGCAAAACAGCAAAGUGAUCAAAUAUCUCCAGGAAAAAAAUGAUGCUGUGACACACAAUUUCUCCAGGCCAUUUUUGGAUUACGAGGAUGUCGUGGUAACUGAAGUUGAAGAAAUAUUGGUUCAGAAACACUAUGGGGUUGUGGGAGAGCAAAGGGGAAAAAGCGAAAUGGUUUCUGAGAAAGUUGAUAUUGGAGAAGAUGUGCCAUUUGCCAGCGAUUCAGGCGUGACUGAGAGAAAUGGCUACAAACCUCAGACUUCUAAUAAGGCACAAUUAGGAACUAAUUUCAGCACUACCAGUGAAAUACAUUUUCAGAGCUGGGAAACAAAAACAAACUCGCUAGCUCUGCCCGUAAGCAAUUUAAGAAAAGAUUAUACCAGUCCUGUGGCCCCCGUAUGGCCUAUUGUUGACACCAAUGAAAAUACGUCUUUAUUUGAUAAAAUCAACCUUGUUCUCAGGAAUAGUGGAAGUGGUCAGAGCAGGGUCAUCUCAACAGAUAAAGAUCCAGGUUCCCCUAGGACAAAGCAAUGGACGUUUCUGCUUUCAGAUGAAGAUAGUCAAGAACGGACUUUAAUACCAGAUAGUCUACUCUCUUGCUUAAAAACUGUAAAUGAAGACUCCCACAACAUGAUGUCUUAUUUUCCUCAAAACACUGUUUACUAUGAGGAUUGA